GUACCAUUCUUCUUCUUCUUCUUCUUCAGCAUAUACGGUUUGGGGGUUUUGUCUUUCUUCAAGUUCUUCGGCGGGUGGUUUAAUAUCAGUCGAUCGCCGACUGACACAGUUUACGGUUUGAUUUUUUUUUUAAUCGACGGUACACGGUCGAAUUACGCGGUAGUUUAUUGAUUCAGUAAGUCGUUUUUUUUUUUUCGGUCGCGUUUUAUUGACUAUUAAAGUGAGUUCAAGAAGUAUCGGGAUGAUGUUUUGGAGUGGUGGAACUUCCCAGAUUUGGACAAUCUUAUGUUGCGUACUACAAAGCCAAUUUGCCGCUUCGAUAAUACAGUAUCAACCAGUUGAAUUAACGGGAAACGGAGAUAAUGAUUGCGCAUUGUUGUUAAAUGGACCAGGUAGAAGUAGUCACUUUGAUUACCAGUACAAUUUGCUAAGAGGAAGCACCUUGGACUACAAUGGACCACAUACUUGUAUUACAUACGCAGCAGUUAAUGCCGCAUAUUUAGAUGCCAGGAAAAGAGUUCUUGUGGCUCAACCCCAUGGAGAUUGGAAGGCAGAAGAUGUGGCGAGUGUCGGAGAGCUUCUGAUGGAUAUCUCAAUUAAUUUAGCUAGAACAUAUGGUCUAUCAUAUGAAGAUAUUGAGAAAGGUUUACCACUGAUUGAUACAAGUAAAACUUUAAUUCGUGAAGUUUGCCCUCCAUACUUAUCCAAUGUAGAAUGUCGGGCAGGAAAAUAUAGGAGAUUAGAUGGACUUUGCACAAAUUUGGAACAUCCUACAUGGGGUGCAACUAAUACACCUUUUACGAGACUUUUGGGUCCACUUUAUGCCGACGGUAUGUCAGAUCCCCGUAUCAGUUUAACAGGCAGACAUUUGCCAGGUUCGCGUAUUGUCUCGCGUACCAUGCACCCAGAUCAAGGUUUCCAUGAUCAUGCCGGUACUGUCAUGAUUAUUGCCUGGGGCCAAUUCAUGGAUCAUGAUUACACUUUAACUGGUACACCUUUAGAUCCUUUCAACAGAAACGACCCAGAAGAAUGUUGCGGAAAACCACAACACUUGAAGCAUCCGUAUUGCAACGAAAUUCCCAUUCCAGAUGACGAUUAUUUUUAUAAUCAUUACAAUGUACGUUGCAUCAACUUUAUUAGAUCGUUCCCCGCAGCUCGGCCCGGAUGUCGUCUAGGCUCUAAGACUCCUUUCAAUACUCUUACUGGUGUAUUAGAUGGUAACACUGUUUAUGGAGUGACUGAACACCAUGGAAGAAAACUACGUGAAGGACACGCUGGUCUUUUAAGAAUGAACUCAGCAUUUGCGGAAUAUGGACUGAAAGAUCUUUUGCCUUUGAAACUAGAUAUUCCUGAUGAAGGUUGCACUAGGCCUAACGCUAGCAUGUAUUGUUUUGAAGCAGGAGAAAUCAGAGUGAAUGAGCAGCUAGUUCUCACAGUAAUGCAUACUCUCAUGGCUAGGGAACAUAAUAGGGUAGCAAGAGAAUUAGCCUUAGUAAAUCCUCACUGGGACGAUGAAACUCUCUACCAAGAAGCAAGAAGAAUUAAUAUUGCCAUUAUCCAGCACAUAACUUAUAACGAAUUUCUGCCUAUAUUACUAGGAAAAGAUGUUAUGGAGAAGUUCGGAAUACUUUUGCAUAAAGAUGGUUAUUGGAAUGGAUAUGACAACGACGUAAAUCCCAACGUAAUUGAUGCAUUUGCAGCUGCAGCUUACCGAUUCGGUCACUCACUCUUACCCACAGCUGUAGAGAGGUGGAGUAAAGCACAUAAAUUUAUUGCCUCAAAGCGACUAUCGGACCUAAUUAGAAGACCCUACGACCUAUAUAGAGCGGGAGUCUUAGAUGAAUACAUUAUGGGUCUAAUGAACCAGGUAGCUCAAGCUAUGGACGAUUCGAUUACACAAGAAGUUACAAAUCAUCUCUUCAAAAAAGUAGGAGCCAGAUUCGGUAUGGAUCUGGUCAGUUUUAAUAUGCAACGAGGCAGAGAGUUUGGAUUGCCUGGCUAUAUGGAGUUCAGAAAUUUCUGCGGUUUACCUGUUGGAGAUACUUUUGAAGACAUGUUUGGGUCUAUGCCUAAUGAGACUGUGGCGAAAUAUGCAUCGAUUUUCGAACAUCCUGGAGAUAUAGAUUUAUGGUCAGGUGGUGUAUGUGAACGUCCAUUACCUGGAAGCAUGCUAGGGCCUACAUUUGCCUGUAUUAUAGCGACACAAUUCAGUUACUCUAGAAGGGGUGACAGAUUCUGGUACGAAUUGCCAAAUCAACCAUCUUCAUUCACUUUGGAACAAUUAGAAGAAAUUCGUAAAGCUAGACUAGCCAGGGUAAUAUGCGACAAUACAGAUCUUAUUGAUACGAUUCAGCUUUAUCCUAUGGUAUUGCCAGAUCACGAACUAAAUCCAAGAGUACCCUGUAAAAGCCAAGUGAUACCCAGUAUGGACUUUUCAAAAUGGGCUGAAUUUCCGCACCAAUCAUUCUUCGAUCCUUUGGGAAAAAAAUAGUAAAAAUAGAAUAUAAUUGAUUGCCAUAGCAGAAUUAUUAUUUAUUCUUAGUGAAAAAGAAAAACUGUGCGAGUAUGAAUGUGAAAAUUGCAAAAAGUUUAUUAUGAAAAGGUUUUGUGCCAUAAGACUAAGCAGAAAUUAACGGUUUAUGUAUCUCCUUGUCCCUGUCGCAAGAAUCAGGAAUUCCAAUUUUGCGGCUUAGUUAUAAGAGUCAUUUCCUGCCCUACUCUAUUUAUUAAGCCCAUAUGCUUAACCUCAAUUACCAUUAUUGCAAUUUUCACAUAAAAAGUGUAAAUAUUUAGGUUAUUUAAUAUAUUUUAUCAUAAAUGUUGUAUCAUGACCAUUUUCACCUAUGCCUCAUAAAAGUUGUUUAAUUU
Ceutorhynchus assimilis (cabbage seed weevil) is the source of this 2868-nucleotide messenger RNA. The record is from the annotation of a GenBank genome assembly. NCBI's taxonomy places the organism in Eukaryota, Metazoa, Arthropoda, Insecta, Coleoptera, Curculionidae.